AGCGACGAAGACGACGGCGCCUGACGUCAUCGCGCACAACGUGUAGCACUGAAGCAUCAUGGCUUUGAAUGGAGAUGACGAGGACUUUGCGUGGGAGCCUCCAACAGAGGCAGAGAUGAAGGUGAUCCAGGCUCGCAGGGAGCGACAAGACAAAAUCAGCAAGCUGAUGGGAGACUACCUGCUCAAAGGAUACAAGAUGCUGGGGGAGUGCUGUGAUGUGUGUGGGACCAUUCUUCUCCAGGACAGACAGCAGAAAAACUACUGUGUUUCAUGUCAGGAGCUGGACUCUGAUAUUGACAAGGACAACCCUGCUCUAAAUGCGCAGGCGGCGUUGUCCCAGGUGAGAGAAAGGCAGCUCGCAGCCCAGUCCCCUGCACCGUCCCAGGCACCUGAACUCAACGGAGGCCCUAGCAGCAGCAGUCAGGCAAGUGUGUCGGUUCCCAGGCCAGAGCACUGUGAGGGUGCUGCCGCAGGAGGAAGAGCCCCCCCACUUCCCCCUCCUGUCCCCUCUCCUUCACCUCCUGCCUCCACCACAACCCUGGCACCAGCUCGUCCACCAGUUUGUCCACAGAGCACUGCCCUCCGACCUGUGUUGCAAGAAGCUGAGGACGCUGUUCUAACCAAACUUCGCUGGGCCACCACCCAGCUACAGAGCUCGGCCUCCCUGGAGGCAAGCAUCCAGCUCUGCAGCCUCAUUGCCAGCUGUGCCAACUCACUGCGCAGCCUCAAAGAGCUCAGCCAGUAACCAUCAUGCACUGGUUGAAACCAUGGCAUAACGCUGUUUCUACUUGCCUCUGUCUUGGAAUACUGACUCUGGUUUGCUGCUUUGCAGCAUCUCCCUCUGACUGAAACCACGCAUAGAGCUGAAUUCAGAAUUGGUCAGAAAAUGCACUUGAAAUGAGAUUAGUGUCAAAAGUUCACAGGUUACUCUUGAGUUAAUGUAUACCACUGACAGAUAUAUCAUGUUACAGGGUUUCUCAAUGUUCAUUUGACUGUUUUGUCAAAUUGUAAGUUAUAAUUUAAUUAUAGAAAACUGAACCUUUGUCAAAACAUAUUAACUGUUGGUAUUAAUUUUAAACCAUCUUGCCAUUAAAAAAAGAUUAAAUUGGGCUUAAUCUAUAUUUUACAGAAAAAUAAUGCUAACAUAAAUCCAUAGCUGGUUGGCUCUGGUUAAUCUGAGAUGACCACAUUUCCCAGAGAUGUGGGACAUGUUUUUUCCUGAUUGGUUGUCCUAUAGUAUCCCAAACAUGGUGUAGGUUUACAAAUCACAAAGUUCAAACAAAAAGAGUCUCUGUGAUGAUAUACAACAUACUAUUAGAAUGUAAGUCAACAGUUAAAAUGUAAAGCGUGUUGGUGUGUCGACAAACACGCCAGUCCUCUACGUGGGCCCUGCUUCUUCGACAUUCAGAUAGAUUUCUGGUGUCUCUGACCCCCCUGGUGGUUUAAAGCUUGUCCUUGUGCGCCGGCAGUUGUUAGGUUUUUAUUGUAAAUAUAUUUGAUGCAUGAUGGUGGUGAUAGUCGGUUUAUUCAGCGAUUGCUCAGAUGACACAGGGCAACAUUCAGGAGUCGGACUCAUUGUUCCUCGUUCAUUAAAAAUAAACAUUCUAGAGCAAAUGAACUGUGCACUGUACAUCAGUAGACAGCACUUCAUAUUAGAAAAAGUGAGCUUCAGUAUUGUUCAAGGCAGUCAAGAGUUUUCUAAUUAUGUACCUGAAUAAAGCUUUGCCUGUUCAGGA
Messenger RNA from Lates calcarifer (barramundi perch), 1736 nucleotides. It is a transcript of the gene znrd2, whose product is annotated as zinc ribbon domain containing 2. NCBI's taxonomy places the organism in Eukaryota, Metazoa, Chordata, Actinopteri, Centropomidae. The record is from RefSeq and is a predicted model, not a curated record. The coding region runs from base 59 to 745 and encodes 228 amino acids. The transcript is spliced from 4 exons.